Molecule: messenger RNA, 1360 nt
Organism: Orbicella faveolata
Lineage: Eukaryota; Metazoa; Cnidaria; Anthozoa; Scleractinia; Merulinidae
Product: metal cation symporter ZIP14-like
Biological process (GO): zinc ion import across plasma membrane; intracellular monoatomic cation homeostasis
Cellular component (GO): plasma membrane
Molecular function (GO): zinc ion transmembrane transporter activity; monoatomic cation:bicarbonate symporter activity
Source: RefSeq, a predicted model, not a curated record
AUGGGGCUCCUGAUUGGUGCGAUUUAUAAGUUAUAUUUACAGUUAGUUUAUAUUUUGGUUUCUAUUAUUUUGUUUCAGUGUUACCCAGCCAAAGUACUGUUUGAAUCCUUUUCUGUUGAUUCUAAUGGGCUGAAUCCAGAGAAAUUUGAAAAAAUAUGCCCAGCACUUGUGGAGCAAAUUGAGAGUAAAGCAUGUUUGGUGGAAAAGGAAGUAGAGGAGGAAGAAGAUACAACACAAAGUAAAUCUCAAGCAUGGGGAUUCGGGUUCUUGUCAGUAACCAUCAUCAGCUGUGCAUCUCUACUCGGAGCCUUUGUUGUCCCAUUCAUGAACCAAUCAUUUUACAAGAUUCUCCUGCUGUUUAUGGUGUCCCUUGCUGUUGGUGUGCUAAGUGGGAGUGGAGUUUUCCACCUUAUUCCCCACAGCUUUGGUUUUGGUCUUGAUGGUGAUAUGUCAUAUUUAUGGAAAUGUCUGGUCAUCGUCAGUGGGAUUUAUUUGUUCUUUUUCCUGGAAUAUGCCAUGAAAAUGAUUGUCAGAUUCAAACAGAAGUCUUCGUGUGAUGAUAGCGAAAAACAGCUAGUACAUGAAAAUGCCAAGCCAAAAAGUGAAAUUCCUGGUGCCGGCAUAGCCGAUGUUCAGCUUCAACUUUACAAGGUCAACCAAGACAAUCACCACGCUCUCAGUAACAUGUGCAUGGGUCAUGAUUUACCAGAGAUCCAUUUUACUGGAAAUGGAGUGAAACAUAACAGCAGUUCAGAUGAUUCCAAGAAGGUUGUUGAGGAAAAUGGUACAUUAUCUCUGGAAAAGAACAAAGUGGCCCCUGUUGCAUGGAUGAUAAUAAUUGGUGAUGGCCUUCAUAAUUUUAUUGAUGGCUUAGCCAUCGGAGCAUCUUUUUCUGGGUCAACAUUUGUUGGUGUCAGUACAGCACUGGCAAUAUUCUGUGAAGAGCUUCCUCACGAACUAGGUGACUUUGCUGUUCUCCUUAAUGCUGGCAUGUCUUACAAAAUGGCAAUGGGAUUCAAUUUCCUCUCAGCCUGUUCUUGUUAUUUGGGACUUGUGAUUGGCCUGUUGCUUGGCUAUGCGACAUCAGCAGUCAAGUGGAUCUAUGCUCUGGCUGGAGGGAUGUUUAUCUACAUUGCUUUAGUUGACAUGCUGGAAGAAGCUUCUGAGAUGUCUGUAAAGAUUGGUCAAAACUCUGUUCGCAAGAAUCUCAAGACCUUUGCUCUGCAAAACUUUGGCAUGCUGUUUGGUCUUACAAUAAUGUUUAUUCUUGCUUUAUAUGGUGGAGACAUUUCUGUGGGAUAAUGUUUAAAAUUGUUGCAGUCAAUUGAUGUGAGUUUUUUUAAAAUUAUUAUUUCCUCAA